Messenger RNA from Diaporthe batatas, 2623 nucleotides. RefSeq lists its product as uncharacterized. The coding region runs from base 507 to 2228 and encodes 573 amino acids. The record is from RefSeq and is a predicted model, not a curated record. The transcript has a single exon. NCBI's taxonomy places the organism in Eukaryota, Fungi, Ascomycota, Sordariomycetes, Diaporthales, Diaporthaceae.
GCCGUCUCCAAACACUUCUGAGAACAACAGCAUUCAAGUGUAAAGACAGCUCCCCGGUUCGGGGAGAUGUGUCUAUUCUGGCCUACCGUCCAAGGACAGGAGUGCGUAAUGCGACGGCCCCCGUACGACAGAGAUGGGUCUCUGGAUUGACUCUGACCCCUCGGCCCAAGGGCAGAAAGGCAAAUUGGAUGGGACUCGACCCUCGUGCCCCGGCUCAAUCAAGGCUCCUCCCGCGAUGAAGCCGCCGCCGCCGCCGCCCCGUUGCAUUGCACGACUAUCCCAGGGCCAGCCAAUGUUGAUUUUCGCAGAGGACCUUUGACUUUCCCGGGUUAUGGACCCCGCGUCUGCUACUCCCAACCGCACGCCAGCUUCGAGAUAGGGCGUCCUCCGCAACAGGACCUGGGGCCCCUUUCCAUGGCUGCGAAGUACCGAAUCCACGACCCCAUUCUCGAUCCUCUGGGUUCCUCGCAGCGGGCCUUGCCCCCUGUUUCCCGUGGGAUGUCACGAUGGCGACAAUUGAACCGCGCUUGAUGCACCUGCUGAAUGAUUCCAACUCUCCCGAGACCUCCAACUACCCCCCGCCCGAUCUUCCCCCGAUACAGAGCUUUAGCAGCUUUGCCAAGUCCUCGAAUUUCUCACUGCCGCCGCUGGAGCCUGAUGCGAGUCAACAUGGGAGGAGUGACAAGUCCGCGUCCAGGGCGCCUCAGCACAUACCGCCGCUGGCCUCCAUCACAGAGGAGUACAAUGGCCGCUAUCCCGAAGGCGGUGCGCUCCGCCACACGGGCGGAGGCAUCUCUCUGCGCAUGCUCUACGACAACCCCGAUGUCAACGACUCGCAGCUCUCGUUGAGCCACAUCCUCGACGAGCCGCCCGAGUCGUUGCUCUCAAACGAGGAUGCGACUAACAAGAAGCGCCAGAGGGCUGUUACCAUCAAGGACGAUAUCAUGCACCUGCCCCAGCCGUUGAAGAAGCAGAAGUCUGCCCAGAACAUCGUCCCACCCAUCAUCAAUGGCUUGUACGAACCCCCACCCAACGCCGCCGUCUUCCCUCCGAUCGCGCUCGAGGAUAAUGAGAACCCCUCGAAUAUCCACCCAUUGAAAGAGUUCACCACCACCAAUGUGAUGCCUAAUGUAGAGCAGGACGCGAGUGAAAAGGCGCCGCCGCCGCCGCCGCCGCAACAGGACCAGAUUGCAACGCCCGAGGCGGAAAAGGGCCUGGCCAAGGUGAAGAGGAAGGCUGCGAAACCGCGAAGGAAAUGGUCAGAGGAAGAGACCAGGGAUCUUCUGCUCGGCGUGAACAAGUACGGGGUUGGAAAAUGGACGAGCAUCCUGGACGAUCCCCUGUACAACUUCAACGGACGGACAGCCGGCGACCUGAAAGAUCGGUUCCGCACAUGCUGCCCGGAUGAGCUGCGCGUCUCGCACAGCAAGAGCAAGGAGAGUCUCAACCAAGAAGCCUCCGCGAGUGCUCCGCCUGCCGAGCCGAAGCUGAAAAGCAAGACGAAGACGGCGCUGCUGCUGGAGGACAUCCUCGCAGAUCCUGAUGAGCCGCAGGCGUCAUCUUGUGACAAGGAAACCGACCAAGGUGCCUCGUCGAGCCUGGCACAAUCAGCUCAGCAAGACUCGGACUCGACCACAAAGCCCAAGAAGAGCCGGGCACACCGCAAGAAGCUGGAGGACCUCCAGAAGAUGGGUAUUCAUGGCCCUUUCAAGAAAUCCCACCGUCGAGAGAGACGGCCAUUCACACAGCAAGACGACGAUCAGAUACUCGAGGGCCUUCAACUAUAUGGGCCGGCCUGGACGAAGAUCCAGCGCGACCCGAGGUUCGACUUGUCUAGCAGACAGCCCACCGAUCUCAGGGAUCGGGUGCGCAACAAGUAUCCCGAUACGUACAAGCAGAUUGAGGAACGGCAGAUCCAGGCCAAAGAAACUGCGCCGACGCCGUCCAGGACGAGGAGUAACCUCAUGGAACCCUCCGUGAACACGAGGGUCAACGAGAACUCGCUGAUGACCUUGGAGCCCCACCUGAACAGGUCCGGGUCCAGGGAAGACAUGAUGGUUCACAGCCACAAGUGGCCUGGGACGGCCACACUACCCCCGCAAAGCUCGACAGCGACCAACAACCCUAACUGUGAGUUGCCUGGUCUGGACUCGUACGCGAAGGAUUCAGCACUGGAUGGAGAUGGGCCUCUAGUCGCCAUGGAUAUCUCUAGGUUGCUACUCGACUGAAGCCGCAAGAGCAGCAAGCCGUAGGCCGCAGUUUUAGGUGGGCCGCAGCAGCAGCAGCCGCGCGACGGGCUGACUCGGCAAGUUCGAGGUCUUUUGCCCUGAACCUAUUGCAGCACCUUGUUCUGUUUCUAGUUCAUCUCUUUAUUUCUUUGGACAUUGCAAUGGGAGUCCGGCGUGGCGAGGGACUUUUGGGACCAGAUAAGGUGGAAUUCUGUCGUUACAAUGGAGCGUGUCAUCUUCAAAUGCUGCGGUCGCAGGAGCCCAGUACGGAGUAAUUGGAAGAGGAUCCCGAGGUAGCCCACAGGAUGCUGGUGCAAAAUUGUCAGUAGGACUGUCAUUCUAGAGUCUAGAGCAAUCUUAGAAUCCAGCGAAGCAAUUUGACUGCAAAAUCUUGC